AAAUAUCAAUACAUCCAACCCUUCAUAGCACAUGAUUUUAACAUUAAGGACCAACAUGCAACAUCUGUGCAAAAUAGUGUUUAUUCUUGGUUGCCUCAAAAUCUCUUUAGCUCAAACCAACCAAGGAUUACAGUGCUAUGAAUGCCAAGAUGUCCAAGGAUCUGGAAGUUGUAGUCGUGGUUACCAGAGUUAUUGCCCUAAAGAGAUGAAUGUCUGCUCUAUCAAUGAAGUUGCUGAUACCCUUCUAAAGAGCUGUGAUAUUAAGCCUGCUGGGACAGUUCUUGGCUGUUUUGGUUUUGAGGGGGUGAGAAUGUGUUAUUGCGAUACGGAUCAUUGUAAUAAGGAUUUUGAGAGAGCUGCUAGAAAUUCCAACCAUUCUACUACAGAAGUGGAGAGCAAUUCUAAUAAUAUCCCUGCUGCCUCUACCUUUCUUCUCCUGCUGAUGAUUCACUUGUAAAUUAAAAUAAACUUAAUUAUCUGUGUUGUCAAAUUUAAAAUAUUUGUUUACACUUUUUA
Molecule: messenger RNA, 516 nt
Organism: Eurytemora carolleeae
Lineage: Eukaryota; Metazoa; Arthropoda; Copepoda; Calanoida; Temoridae
Exons: 5
Coding region: 32-457 (141 amino acids)
Source: RefSeq, a predicted model, not a curated record